UUGUUGACAGGAGUGAACGUUUGAAAAUAAAAUUACCAUUCGAAAAGUGUUAAGAAACUUUUUUUGGAUGUUAUGUGUUGGUUUUUGACACUAGUAAAUGUUUUAGUGAAUGUUGGUCACUCUACCCACGCCAGGCUGACCAACCUCACAAACCAGGACUGUCAACCUCACGGAGCUCAACUGUGACGUCCGUGUAGGGAUCAGCUGAGACUCUCCUUCCCUCCUUCCUCCAGCGGUUCAGGCUGGAAGGCGACGGUGAUGCCCUUGUUGCCCGGAGAUGAGAGCCUGUCGACACUACCCGGGGCGGCAGUGGUGGUGUGAUGGACUUCCAUGUCUCUGUACCGGGCCCGUUCACGUACCUGGUGCACGAACACGCCCGCUCCAUCCUUGCUAUACAGGAGUUGCAGCACGAGGUGACGUCACUUCUAGAGUUCCGGGACAAUGUGCUGCACGCCUUUCCUCAUCUACAAGCCCGAGCAUACCACUCACUCACACCUACCCAUGCCCAUGACCCACCGUCUAGCCAGGCUUCCCAGCCCCCGCAGGCUAUCCCCACCGCUAGGGGAGAGCCCUCCCCUAGUAAGUCGUCUGCCGCCUCCCACCACGUGACCUCAGGUGACGGUGGGAGGCAGCAGCGUCCCAUAUCAUCUACAGGUGGGGUGACCACCACUGGUGGAAGUGGGAACAGCAGUAGCAGCAGCAGUACUGGUGGCAAGUCUCUUAGUGAGACACACAGCAGUUCAGCAGUGGCAGACUCGGGCUUCAGCACGGACAAGGCUGGUGGAAGUAUGGGCAAAAGCUCAUCUUCCUCAGCAGGUGAUCAUCUGUCAGGUGUAGAGGAGCACCGCUGGACCUCGGUGGAGCCUGAGCUUCCACUUGGCUCAGCGGAGGAUGAAUUAUGGCAGUUACUUGAUGUCAUACAGAGGAAGGGAACCCGAUUACGAAAUGAGCUUGAACGGGCAGAACGUUUGGAACGAGAUCGCAUGAGCCAACCUCAAGCAAGCAGCCCUGCAUCGGACCCCCUGACUUCACCCAGACCACAUCCAGCUUACCGAGAUUAUUGGCCACAUUCUCUGCCUGGACCCAUAGGAAAUUUCCAUUCUCGUGGAGACAUACUGGCUCCACCUCCCCCACCUCCACCUGUUGGUAUGGCAAUGGAGGCAGAGGCAUGGGCAGCUGUGGAUCGCCUGCGUCAGGACCGUCAGUAUUUAGUUGGUAGAGUGAGUUGGGCCGAGGCUGAAGCUGCUGCGUCCCACCAGCGUCUGCUUGAUCUCCACGGACAACUUUUGGCUCUGGCAGGGGAUAAACGGCGCCUGGAAGACCAAGUGAGGGCACUCAGACUUGACCCACGUCUAGAUCCUCGAGUAGAUUCUAGAGUUGACUUUGGCAAUGACCUGAACUUGCAGUUUGUUAAAACCAAUGGUGUGAGGCGUGAUGGUCCAGCAUCUACGGGUGGAAUUGUUCACUCGGUGAUGGGGGGUGUAAACACCGUCCACAUUGUGAGUGACAAUACCACGACAACGACCACCACGACUAACUUCACUAAACCUCGCCGUGUUCCUCCUGCUGUAACUGUCAGUGUCGCUAGUGGAGAAGGUGCUGAAGACUCUCAUGGCAUCGGAGGAGCUGGUAGAGGACGCGUGAUUCGUAGUGCAUCUAGUGUGCGCAUCAAUAGUGACAGAGAUGUUGUACUACCCAGGGUCCUCAAAGUACCAAUUCGUGAUAGGACUCAGCGGCACUCAAACAAAGAAUCCAGUACGGCUUCCAGUCAUAGAGAAAACAGUGGGAAAGACCAGAACUCAGGUUAUAAAGACUUUAGUCCCACUAGUGAAAAUGUGAACAUCAAAGACUCCACCUUUGCUUCUCCUGCUGGUGAGAUGAAGAAGGGGAGUGACCGAGUAGUAAUUGAGAGAGAGAGAAGAGCUGGCAAGGCAGAUGGUGGGUUUAGCAUGCCUGUAAGCCUUUUGAAAGGAGCACGCUUAAAGGUCCAGCCGAAUAAGCAGCGCAUCUCUGCCAUCUUGAGAGAAAAGGAUGUGCUGGAGUUACAGCGUCAACUUCUUACCACUGUGAUGGAGACUGAGGUCUUGAGGAAACAGAUUGAGACAGCGAGUGAGGAGUGGGUAAACAAGACGGCCGAGUGGGAAGCUGACCACAGGCUCUCCCACUCCACCGUCUCGGCCUUGAGGGAGGAGAAUCUCAGCCUCAAGACUCUGCUUGAGCAGCGAGAGAGAGUUGACCGGAAAGAUGUUGGGAUAACUGCUUGUCCGCUGGUAUGUACUACAGGCACCAUGACUGAAGGUUGGGCGGGUGAUGAGGUGGAGGCUGCCACCCAUACUGUCCAUCCUGGACCAAACAUCAAGUAUGAUGUUGUGGUGCAUCAAGAGGAAUCCAGACGAUCUGAGGCCAACAACUCGGUAGCACCCGAGGCUGGAGGUCGUAAGGUGCCCGCAGCAGUAGAGAAGCCUCCGCGUCGUAGUCGAGAGACACGGAGUGCAUCCACCGUUGGCACCCUCGCCGCCCACCACCACCAUGUAGCUCACCAGAGUGGAGGAAGCCUUUGUCAUCGAGAAUCAUCGGCAUCAGAAGUAUCUGGUGGCAGAGACUCGAUAGGUCGUGGGGCUGGACCUCGUAGCAGACCCAACUUGAUUCAGUCUGGUCGGGCCACCCCAACAAAUACCCCUCGCUCCUCACCUGCACCCAGUAUCAAUACCAGGAUGUGUGCGUCGAGGACUUCUCCUCAAGAAGGAGGUCGAGCCACUCCAUUGGGACGCAGCAGCAGCGGUGCCAAUGGCCGUGCGUUGGUAGGUCGCCGAGACUCCACGAAGACCACUCAAGUUAAUGCCAAAGGAAAUGGAAAGAGCAGUCCUGGGGUGGGUGGCCAGCACAAGGCUGCCUCGACAUGGUACAGUGACCAAAACAUUGUCCGCAAGUCAAGCACAGUGAUCAGCUUGGAUGGUUCCAGUCAACAGCCCUCCUCCCUCAGCUCAAGCUUAGACUUCUCAAGCUCGCCUUUGACUUUGUCUGACCUGCGAAGCCCCUCCCCGCCAUCCCCAUCCACUCCUGCCAUCCCUAAGAAAAUAUUUGUUGAACUAGAUGGACAACAAAAGUCAAGAAAUGUGUAUGGAGAUUCUAAAAAGGCUGUUCAGAAGAGGUUAAGUGCCAGUGAUCUUUAUAAUCAGGAUUUUAAAGAUGUGACUGAUCCACGUGUAAACACUUCAAACAUACCAUCUGCUGGAAGCAAGAGGAUUCUCAAAUAUGGAAGUAAAAGUGAAACUAUCUCCUCAGAGCUUACUUUGUCCAACCUAAAAGUUGGAUCUGAUUCACUGUCCCCUUCAUCAUCUGUGGCAUCCGGUAGUAGUUUUUAUGACAGCAUAAACACAGAUGCGGAGACUAUAGAUGAUAUUAACAAGUUGAUGCAUGUUGAAGUGGCCUUUGAGUGGAACCCCAUUCCAUCGCAGGAGAUUCGAUAUCUUCCUCCGGCAGCCCACAUGUGGACUCCAUCUCAUACACUUACUCCAGACAAGCGACUGCCACCUGUUACCAAUACCUUAUGCACUAAUUCACCUAGGUGGACACCCUCAUCAAAGGCUCCAACUAUGCUUGGGCAUGCCGUUUCUUUCAAGGGGAAGAAAGUUAACACUACUAAGGGUGAAAGAGUAAAUUCAUCUGAGAGUAUUGACAUGGAUGAUACUGGACAGCAGUGGCUGGCUGAUUCCUUGGAGGAUGAAAGUCAGGGUUUUGAGGCUGUAGGAAAGAUGAGGAGUAGAUUACGUGCCAUGAAUGGCGCUGUAAGAUUCAAGAGUGUUGACCGCCCCUCUGUGCUCUCUAUGGUUCAAGAAACAUCUGCUAGUUCCUAUUUAGAAUCACUUCAAGGAGGAAAAAGUAUGUCUAGCAGUCCAAAUUUUCAAAAGAGUAAACUUUGUGAGAGCAGUAUUAAAGGAAAUUCAGAGAGUGAAGGGUUGCAGCUUCAACGUGGGAGACCCAGGUUGUCAUCAUCACUGAGGGAAGGUGGCUCUCCACUGAAGCACUCCGAUGCUGAUCUGAACUCUCGAGUUCAUCAAAUUUUAGCGCGUAUUGCAGGAAGUGCCCCGUGAUACAGAGAAAUUCUUGCUUCAUCAUUAUAUUAAUACACAAAGGGGUAGUGACAUGCAGGAUCAUGUCUGCUUAUUAAUGUAAAAUCUUUUGACUACAGAAUAUUCAGCGUGUCAUGGUGAAAAGAUGAAUUAUAAAUUUUGAUAUUAAUAAUACCCAAUUUAACUACACAGUAUAUUGUUUUCAGUGAACAUGUGUUGUUGGUUUUCUUUUAUGAAUGACAACUACUUGAUGGCUGGUCCUAGUUGAAGCCCUAAGUCUGAGAAACAAUGCCAUGUAUUAUAGUUGUGAGUUCACAACUGGGCAUUUCGAUUCGUUGGUUUUGUUGUGAUGGAUUUUUUCCAAUAUGAUGGGGAUAUUUAGGAAUGGGCAUUUUCCUUAAGUUAUUUGCUAUGUAUUAUAUACCUUCUGUUCUACUUUUGCCCAGGUACUCAUAUUGUGAUAGGAGUAUAUUCAUUCCAUGCCUCAUAUAUGAGCCAUAUUGUGCUGAAGGUCUUUACUCACUGUGGCACUUGACGUUUUAGUCGGGUACCUGAGCUCACAGCUAUGCCAAAGUGCUUUGACGAAUUAAGCAACUUUUGCCGAGGCAGUCAUGUAUUUUUCUGCGUGCUUGAUUGCAGGCAUGAUAUUAUACAGAUGACUUCUAAUAUUAAUUUUCCUGGGUGGAGAUGAUCUGUUGUAAAUAAUACUUAUUUGGUUAUUAUUUUAUAUACUGUUUCCUAGGGAAUGUAAUGUGGUUCCAGAAUGUGUUGCAAUUUCCCAGCUAACCAGGUAGUCUUUCCCCCACCCUUUGAUUGCUCUUUCAAAAUAGAGGUCUGAAUGCUGAUGCAGCCUUGAUAGAGAAUAAGGACAUGAUUGAGAAUGUUUGUUGUAAUGGCAUUAUGAUAGGUCAAACCAAUGACCAUUCAAUAUAAUUUUUCAUAACUGGUAUACAGUAUUUACAUCACAACAGACCACAUCUUGAGAACAGAGUCCCGCUGCCUGAUUAUUUUUUAUCCAGGAUUAUUUAAUACAUGGUAUAUUUUAUAAUUUAUAUAUACUGUACACCUUUUUAUAUAAUUUCUUACUCUACUGUAAAUCUACUUAGAAGUAAAAGAAUAGAUACAUGAUAUUAACCAUGUUUAGGCUCCAUGUCAUAGUGGGUGGCAGGUCGUGGUAGCAUCUGUCCUUGUUUACUGGACAGGAGUCAAGUGUUUGAAUAAGUGGUGCACAGAACUAGUCACUAGUCAACCAAAGGCCCAACACUUGCUACACCUUCCUUACAUGGGAAAAAGCUGGCACUCUUGGUGGGAAAUGGCACAAAGUAGGCAUAGGCUGAUUUCUUUUAGCUAGCAAACAAAAACUUUUAAGUUAAAUCACUUAAUAUAAAUAUUCAGUUCUCUCAUUAGUACAGGACCCGUUCAACUUACAUGCAUUUAAUUCAUUCCUCUAUUUAUAUAAGCCAUCUGAAAAAUUGGUAAGUAGAUAAAGUAAUUAUUUUAAAUAAAUCCGGUAUACUGUAUUAAUAAAUUAGUGAUAUUUGAAAAUUAUGACUAAUUUCACAACAUGUGGCUUUUAGAUCUCAUUGAAGCAAAAUGUUUUUUGAUGAAGAAGUUAAUGACUUCUGCAAUGAAUGAGUGAAGACGUAAGUUUCAUGUUCAUAAAUUGUAUAUAAAUCAUUUGAGAUAGUAGAGAGUUGGAAAUGGUUGUGGUUAAGCAUUGUGCCUUGCAUUAUCAACUAACAUUGAAAAAAUUUUAAUUACCAUAAAUAUAUUUAUUAUGUAUACAAAUUUAGGGCAAAACUUUCCAUCAUCAUACAAUAUUUCAAUAAUAAGUUGUUAUGCAAAACUAAUUGAAAUUUUUUGUCUUAAAUGUAGCUUCCUGUUAAAAAAAUUUGCUGACAUCCUGUUGUUACAACCAUAUAAUAUCACUUCAUAACUAUAUUUAGCUUAUGUAAACAGUUAAAUAUUGUAUAAUACUACACCCCAGAAGCUGCACGAGAAGUGCAGGUUUAGGAAGGAUGUGAUGCAACGGCUUGUAUUGUCAGUACAGUACUUAUGACAUCCCAGAAUUUAGCAUACAAGUGACUAGUGUAGAUGACAAGUCAUAUACAUUAGUGGAGUAUUUACCAGAUUCAUCUUAUGUUACACCAGGCAUGGGUAACCUCUCCUCAGUCAUGGGCCGCAUUACAAUUUAGGUAUUUUUCUGGGGGCCUACCCACCAACAUUUAUAGCCUACCUAACCCAAAAGUAAUUCAAUAUUGUAUUAGCACGGACAGUGAAACAGUUAAUCGUCACAUCCACCUUCCGAUAUUUUCAGUUUACAAUCAGUCUUGUUCCAUUUAUGAAACAAAUCUAUCAUAAAUUUAUUUAAAGUAAUGUUUCUUGGCAUUUAACAGAAGUGAGUGAAGCAGUCUGUGAAUACGUUGAUUUUUCCUACAGUUACAGCAUUUUUCUUACUUGAGACACACCCACCAGAAUAACGCCACUGUUAACCUUGGCAUAUGAGGAACUACAAUGAAACAACCUAUAGACACAUCUCUCCGAAUCUAUGGUCCAUUAUUCGAUUGUGGGGUAAUUAGUGGUUGUAAUGAUGCUUGGAAAUUUGUAAUUACUACAUUAUUUCAAUGCUAAUUACUCGCAGACUAUGGGUUUCCGAGGUGCUAUUUUUUGUAUUAUUCUGGGAGUACUUAAUUGUUUAAACAAUUUAAAUUCCAAUUUCAAGAGAAAGGUACAUUUUUGUCGAAAAGUUAUCAAGGUAAUAAGGCUUAAUAUUUGGGUGGUUUCGGUGAAAAAUUGGAUUUCGUUGAAAAUCUUGGUAUAGGUACUCCUGAGCAUAAUGAUUCUGAAUCUAUGGCCCACAAUUCAAUUAUACUGGGUAAUAAGUGGUCAUAAUGACACUUGGAAGAUUUUAAUUACAUUAUUUCAAUGCAAAUUACUCACCAACUAUGGGUUUUCAAGGUGCAAUUUAGGUGUUUUUGUGGUAUUCUGGAAGUAAUUAGCUAAAUCCUGUGUGACCGCUGCCUGUGACCCCAAAUGGACUUAACCAACCUUAGUGAAUUCCCAAGUGACUCGCUGCCAAAUAGCUAAUCCAUCAAACAGACCCCGCCGAACUUGGCCCGUAAACUCACACUAGUUAAAAUGUUUAUAUUGUUGACUAAGUAUACUUAUUUCUUUGUGUGUGAAGAUACUCUUUUAAUAAAUAUUGCUUUACUCGCCAUAAACUGGCUGCAUCUACAUGAACCACAGGCCACAUUAAGUAGAAUUUCUCAACCACUCCACAGGCCACACAAACACAUGGUCCGGGUCACAGGUUACCCAUGCCUGUGUUACACUAAAAAUUGUUGAAGUCUGUUGAUCAAUUGCUCCCAGAAGUAAAUUUACAAACAAACGAUAUUUGACUAAUCGAAGCAUCAACAUUAAGGCCCUAAUGGCUUUUAUCUUUAAACUUGAACAAUCUUACAGAAAUGGUAGAUUUCAUGAGAAAAUAUUGAAUUAGUUCUUUGUAGAAUUGGGACUGCAAGAUUCCUAUAAAUACCAAGACUGUUAAAAUUACUUUUAGCACUAAAUUGUUUUAACAUCAUUGUGUAAUAUUUUCUUAAAAAUUAUGAGACUAAAUUAACCAGCACAUCAAAUCAUAAAUGGGUGGCCUUGAAAUAUUUUUUAUGACAAAAUGGCAUUAGCAAGGAUUCACAAUUCUUUACCUCAUUUGUACACAUCACGGUAAAUACUCAUUUAUACUUCAGAUACUUUAAGUAAUUCACUCCCAUACAAUAUCACUGUAUUUAGAACAUGUUAUAGAGUAGCCUGGAGAAGCCUGGGAAGUUGUAUCAAGUUUAACUCUUGCAUAUCUAUGUGAAGAGAUGGAGCAUUUACCAUAUGUUUGAUAAAGCCGGCAAUCACGAAUACCCACAGGUGAUGGAGCAUUAUCAGCCUCAAGGUUGGUAAAAAAAUAGUGGUGACUGGUUCCUACAUGUUAUGAAUCUUAAGUAUGGGCAGCUGUAACUUGGGGUGUAUCAAUGGCCACAGGCAUUCACAUCCGAUGCAAGUAGCAGCCCAAGCUUGGGCAUCACAUUAUAUCUUUUGCCAAUGAUAUUUAGAUUCAGAGCCAAAGAAUAAAUGUUAAAAAAAAAUGGAUAGUCAUGUAUAUGCAAGAAAAUUUUAUCAGUAACCCAAUAGUCUGACAAGCUUUAUAUAUGGUUUAUCUGUAGUAAUGGCCAAAGACCUCCUUUUCCCCACACAUACUAACACUGGUAAUCCAGGAACUCUCAUAGUGGAAGCCUGGGACCCACCCAUAAAUAGUGUGGGAACCUACACUGACAGGCCAGGGCCCUUUGAUUCUGUUGACAAACACCAUGGACAGAUCAUAUCCCAUGCACCUACACACAAACAUAUGUGAUAAUGUUAAUUGUUAUUUAAGUUUGUAAUCCACCGAAGAUGAUAAUUAAUCAGUCACAGUCACAUGCAGUAUAAAGAAACCACUUGUGGAUCAUUUCCCAUCCAUAAAUGUGUUAAACAUCAAACAUCAUUCCACAGUAGGUGUAUGUGUGUAAACUUCAGUAUCCUUGCAGUAGGUAUGACAUGGAGAUUGUACAGUAUUAGAAUUGGCAUCUGGUCAUUAGUUGUCCAGACUUCAUAUGGACUGAAUGUUGUAAAUACACUCAUUGACUUAAAGCAAAAGGAGAUGUUAUAGUUUAAUGAAGAAUACUGCAGGUCUGUAGUUUGGCUGUCAAAUGUAUGUGACUGGUAUUGGCCGAACUUGUUGAUUCCCUCUGACAUUAUCGAUCUAUUGUGUAUAUAUUGAUGAUAUAUUGUAUGCCUGAUACAAACCAAUAAAACUGUUGUAUAAUU
Homarus americanus (American lobster) is the source of this 8921-nucleotide messenger RNA. RefSeq lists its product as uncharacterized. The coding region runs from base 321 to 4094 and encodes 1257 amino acids. NCBI's taxonomy places the organism in Eukaryota, Metazoa, Arthropoda, Malacostraca, Decapoda, Nephropidae. The record is from RefSeq and is a predicted model, not a curated record. The transcript has 8 exons.